Molecule: messenger RNA, 443 nt
Organism: Chara braunii
Lineage: Eukaryota; Viridiplantae; Streptophyta; Charophyceae; Charales; Characeae
Source: the annotation of a GenBank genome assembly
ACAACGGCCCCGGCGACGUGGGUGCCGAUCCUAACCCACAAUAUGACGACGCAUAUCGCGACGUGCGAAACGGCGACGCUGAAGAUUGCGAAGCGGGAGAUGUCGAGGCGGGUGGUGCAAACGCGGGAGACGGCGACACCACAGAUGGCGACGUAGGAGAUUGCGACACGAAGGAGAUGGCGACGCGAGGGAUAUGGCGACGAGGGAGAGAAAGCGACGCGAGGGAGACGGCGACGCGAGGGAGAUGGCGACGGGAUGGCUAUGGCGCUGGCAAGGGCGGAUGGUGUGUGCACGAGACGGGCAAUGUCCGCCGUAUGGGUUGGCGACACCAACAAUUGCAUGCGGCUAAAGCGUUCUGACGCAAAUUCCCGGAAUGGCGCUACGUUGGUUCGAAUGGCGGAUACAUCCGCGUGGGCCCCUCGAAACAAAAGUGGGCGGGAAAA